Molecule: messenger RNA, 1412 nt
Organism: Chinchilla lanigera (long-tailed chinchilla)
Lineage: Eukaryota; Metazoa; Chordata; Mammalia; Rodentia; Chinchillidae
Gene: Tmem269
Exons: 8
Coding region: 109-915 (268 amino acids)
Biological process (GO): phospholipid biosynthetic process
Cellular component (GO): membrane
Molecular function (GO): phosphotransferase activity, for other substituted phosphate groups
Source: RefSeq, a predicted model, not a curated record
CCGGGCUCCCCGAGCGACUGCGCGCCCUCAUCUGGGCUGGUUCCCCUACCACAGGCGGCUGGGGAGGAGUGCACCGUCCUGCCCGGGAAUGCCCCGUCCCAAGGCCUCAUGCUGGGCACAGGCGACCCGGGGCUGCACUCAUGCACCCACCGGAGCAAGGGAGGAAGACAAGGUAGGCAGUGCCACUACACAGUGCCAGAUGUCACAGGUCAGUGCAAUAGUCUCUCCCUGAGAUAUGACCAGAAGCACCUCAAGAUAAAUGAAUUUUCCUGGAAGGAUGUUGCCACUGCCCUGUCCCUGGCUAACAUAGUCCUGGGGCUCUUCUCCAUCUUUUGCAGCUUCAGCAGGAAAUCCCACUGUGCCUCCUGGAUGCUUCUGAUGAGCUUCCUGCUGGACAUGGUGAUAGGGGCGAUGACCAGACACCUUAACAUCUGCUGCAAAAUGGGAGCUGAGCUGAACGACUUUGCUGUCUUCACCACCUUCGGCCUGGCCUCGGCCCUGCUCCUCGGUGUGGACGGGCCUCUGAAUGGGCUUGUGGCCGUCAUCUACGUGCUAACCACUUCCUUCCGCCUGUGUUUUUAUUCAUCUGCAGGAGUUCCCUUCUCAUACAAGGGCCUCCCCUGCUCCUACGCUUCCUGUGUUCUGGCGUCCAUCUCCCUUCUGACCAAAGGCAGCACGUUCAUUCUCUGCCUCAUGGCCUCACUCAUGAUUCUGUUCAUGGUAGACCAGAGCUACUACCCACGCGAUGAUGUCCUGGAGUCUGAGAACUGGAAAAAAGUGGUUUAUGUGGCAGGUGUCGUCAUGCUGUUUUUCUCCCCAUUUACCCUCACCGCUUUUUACUGCCUGCUGUGGUCGCUCUCCUACAUCUUCUUUCCGGAUGCGCUGUGGGGCAGGACACUCUGCAUUAGUCUGUAGCGUGGAGGAAACCAUAGGCCCACCAGCUCCCGCUGGCCUCUGUGGGCCCUGUGUCAGCACGUGAGGCGGGCCGUGUCUCACAUGACUAAAGCUUUCCUCGUGCCUGCGUUGUCCUGUGCCAGAUACACAUGAUCGCUGUUGUCUUGAACCGUAACAAACCACGGUUAGUGACAUGAAGACACUGCUAGGUCAGCUGAGAUCUGGCUAUACUCCUCGGCCGGCUAUAACCCCCCACCUCAGAGCCUUUGUCUCCUACACAGUGAAUUUUAAGUACAGAAUGAUUCUUCUUGGGCUUCCUCUUAGGAAGAAGUGAGCAGCCCAAGACUUUAACACUGCAUUUCUCAGUGGAAUCAGUGAAGCUGGAGGGGUCCUUUGGGUGGAUUCUGCCCAAGCCGAAGGGGCAGCUCUUUGUAUCUGGUGAGCCAGCUCAGGUGACUGAGGGCUCUGCUACUUCUGUAGCUCUGUGACCUUGAAUAAAAUGUUUCUCUCUAAGCCCA